Rodentolepis nana is the source of this 291-nucleotide messenger RNA. NCBI's taxonomy places the organism in Eukaryota, Metazoa, Platyhelminthes, Cestoda, Cyclophyllidea, Hymenolepididae. The record is from the annotation of a GenBank genome assembly.
AUGUCUCAAGGUUUUUUUAUUCCUCUCCUUACCUUAAUUUUGCAGGGUUGGAUAACGUGCUGCAACGUGCUUAGUGAUCUCUAUGCGAUGGGUGUCGCAGAUUGUGACAAUAUGCUACUCCUUAUCGGCAUUCCUACAAGUAUGGAACCAGAGGAGCGCACCACGAUCACCUCUCUUAUGAUGCAAGGUUUCCAGGUAUUUUUGCUCAAUUUCCUCCUCCUUCUUCUUCCUUCCAUUCCCUAUUUUGCCUUUGGGGUGCAUAACAAGGCCAUGUUCUCCUCUUCUGGUUAG